CCGAAGCAGCCUUCCGGGACGCAGCUGCAGCCGUAUCAGCCUGUGUCAGGGCUUUCCACUAUAGUGCUGCAUUUUGAUGUCGCCCAGGCGGGUAAAAGCUGCUGCCAGCACCGACCACGGUCUCUUCUCCGAUUAUUAAUGUCCAAGAGGCAACAUGACACACACUAAGCAGUGGCUACUGACCGGUUUUGCGCUUCUGUACAUUUAUGGAGCAGCUGAAUCUAAAAGGAAUUUCAAAUGUCCUUCAGGAUGCUCCUGCUCCAAGGAGACCAUCAUCUGCGUCGGUACUUUACAGAUCCCACGGACUAUACCGAAUGAAAUCAACUCACUGAGCAUGGUAAAUGGAUCUAUAUCUGAAAUUACAGAGGGGAUGUUUGCACUCAUGCCCUCUCUUCAGCUGUUACUUCUAAAUGCAAAUUCUCUGACCACAAUCAAAGAUGAUGCUUUCUCUGGCCUUCCACAUCUAGAAUAUUUAUUCAUUGAAGGGAACAAGAUCGAAACGAUCACCAAAAAUGCCUUUCGUGGUCUGCGAGAUUUGACUCAUCUGUCACUUGCCAAUAACAAGAUGAGGUUUCUGCCAAGAGAUCUGUUUUUUGACUUGGAUUCGUUGCUCGAACUGGAUCUGCGCGGCAACGUUUUCCAGUGCAAUUGUGAGAACAAAUGGCUGAUGACAUGGCUGAAAAACACAAAUGCCACAGUAUCGGAUGUCUUCUGCGCAGGCCCAAGUGACAUGAAGGGCAAGCGGCUCAAUGACCUUCCCAUUCCACCGGGCGAGUGUAUCUCCACAGACUUUGUGCGUCAUCAGUCCAUUCCCAUUCAGUCCAUGUCAGCAGACAUCUUCUCCUUUAAAGAGGACAUCUACGUGGCGAUGGCUGCCCCCAACUCCAACAGCUGUGUGGUCAUGGAGUGGGACCACAUUGAAAUGAAUUUCAGGAAGUUUGACAAUAUAACAGGGAAGUCUGUUGUUGGAUGCAAGUCAGUUCUGAUCGACAACCAUGUCUUGAUAAUUGUUACUCAGCUCUUUGGUGGCUCCCAUAUUUACAAGUUUGACGACCAACAAAACAAGUUCACAAAGUUUCAAACUAUCGAGGUCUUUAACAUCUCCAAACCAAAUGACAUUGAGGUCUUCCAAAUGGAUGGCGAUUGGUAUUUUGUGAUUGUGGACAGCUCUAAGUCAGGUCUGUCUACUCUGUACAAGUGGACCGACCAACCAGACCGCAAUGAAACUGGUUUCUACUCCUACCAGUUUCUCCACGAGUGGUUUCGUGACACAGAUGCUGAGUUUCUUGAGGUGGAGGGGAAGUCUUACCUCAUCCUAGCCAGUCGCUCUCAGUCACCUGUCAUCUACCUAUGGAACAAGAGCACCCUGAAGUUCAUACUUCACGAAGAAAUCCCACAUGUCGAUGACGUGGUGGCAGUCAAAGCUUUCCGGGAGGAGAACGAGUUGUAUCUGGCCAUGACUUGCUACAUUGGUGACUCCAAAGUCCUCAAGUGGGCCAAUAAGCAGUUUACUGAGGUGCAGGCUCUGCCUUCUCGAGGGGCAAUGAUCCUCCAACCUUUCACCUUCACAGACAGGCACUACCUUGCUCUUGGUAGCGAUUAUUCCUUCACACAAAUCUACCUCUGGGAUACGGAGACCAAAACAUUUCACAAGUUCAAGGACAUUUAUGUGCAGUCGCCUCGGUCAUUUACGGUAGUAAACACUGACCGGAGGAAUUUCAUCUUCUCAUCCAGCUUCAAGGGCAAAUCAAUGGUUUUUGAGCAUAUUAUUGUAGAUUUAAGCUUAUAAUGCCUAGCAAAAUAAUGACUAAUCAAAUUAUGAGUUGGUCACUCAGAUUACUAUUGCGUGUAUGCUACAAAGGAGUCUCAAAUGCUGUAUAUCUUUCUCAUGCAACUAGAUAUAUCUUUCUUGGUUUGAGACUAACUUCUUUGGCAAGUUUCUGCAACUCAUAUGCAUUUCUAUUAAUUAUUGGAGACGCAGUUAAUGGUAGAUCUAAUGGUAGAAUGGUAGUAUGCUGUACGCAAACAGAAGGCUGACAGAAAUAUGAAACAGUGGCAACAUUUGAAACCCUUGGAAUGUAAACAGUAUGAUGAUAAUGUAAUUUAAUACUAGGUAUUGUCAGAAAAGGUGUUGGCUUUUAUCGGAAUUCUGUUGAGGGUCAAGGGGUGUAUAUUCUGGCUAUGGCUACCAUAGACUAUAGGCUGGCCGCAAAAUGCAGGCAGUAGGAAACCCAUUGAUUAAGGGUUAUAUGGCAUUUAAAGACCAUUAUAUAUGAUGCCUAAUGGUGAAGCUUGGUGCACACUUAGCAGCAGCUGUUACCUCAAUGAGUGAAAUUGAAUAUUCAGUCUAUGGCUUCACAUGGCAGAACAAAACUUAAAGUGAACACUUGAGGUGUCAGUAUGCUCGAAUAUUGAUACUUUUGUACGACGGGUUUGUCCAAACCAAGACUAAAGGCAAAAAUGAUCACAGCUCUUCUGAACAGUCACACUUGAAGGUGGGCUGGCUUCGUGUUGCACAAAGAGCCACAGAAGUAAAAAGAGAGAACUCAAAGAGAGCAAAAAAAACUCCUCACUCCUGGACAAAUUGCUUGUUGGAUUGUCAGUUUCAUCAAAUGCAGAUGUAGCCCAAACUAUUUUAAUGUUGGAGUUGGUUUGAGAUGCUCAGCCCAGCCAUCUGUGUGAUUGUUUGGCUUUACUACUUCAAGUCAAAAGGUUACCUUAAAAUGUGGGAUCAAUGAUACUGGAGAAAAAUAAUUCAUUGUUGACUGUCAUGUCCAGGUCUUCAAAUACCAAUGUAAAUGGGAAACAACAAAGGGGCUUGGAGUGAGCACACUCUCAUGAUGGGAGACUCAACAAUCAACUAUUCGGCGACCUGGGAGCACGAACGAACGCCACUUGUUGUGUUACAUGGCUCCAUCUGAGGUUCUGUUUAUGUUGGUAUUUGACCCCUUGGGAAUGACAUUCAACAAAUCAACUGUUUCUCUCCAAUACGACUGAGCCCACGUUUAAGUGAUUUAUUUGCACCAACUGGAACUUUGUCUUUCUGAGCAGCCAGUAGAAAUCUUGCAGCCAUCUCAUCCCAGAAACUGUCAUGACUGACGAUUUAAACGUGCAUGAAACAGAGCAAACAGACCAAAAACACAGCAGAAUGUAACAGCUAAAUAUUAUGAGCUUUAAGCCUAACUGUGCAACAUUUAUAGCUAGCUACUGUUUGAGCAGAAUGCCUGAUUAGUGGCAAAACUAAAUAUAAUUUACUCCUGAUUCCUAUGCAAAGUGUGUAAUACUGAAUGUUGCUCUGAAUUACAAUCACAAAGUUAAUUGUGUGCUGCUAUAUGACUUGAAAUUAAGACACAAACGUGUGCUCUUUUCUUUACUGAUCUUUUGAUAUUUUUCAUGUAUUGUACAGAAUUAAUCACAGUCUGUUUGGCUUGGAAUAUAAAUUCAUUUUUUUCAAAUACCUAACAGUGACAUGAUGUGCAAAUUAGGCCAUGUUCUCUAGAGACUCUCAAACAACUAAAGGUCACAAAAUGCUAAUCUAGCAUUUCAGAUGUAUUG
Molecule: messenger RNA, 3555 nt
Organism: Larimichthys crocea (large yellow croaker)
Lineage: Eukaryota; Metazoa; Chordata; Actinopteri; Sciaenidae
Product: leucine-rich repeat LGI family member 2
Exons: 8
Coding region: 155-1789 (544 amino acids)
Biological process (GO): inhibitory synapse assembly
Molecular function (GO): protein binding
Source: RefSeq, a predicted model, not a curated record